Molecule: messenger RNA, 2278 nt
Organism: Gossypium raimondii (Peruvian cotton)
Lineage: Eukaryota; Viridiplantae; Streptophyta; Magnoliopsida; Malvales; Malvaceae
Product: pyruvate kinase isozyme A, chloroplastic
Exons: 6
Coding region: 156-1934 (592 amino acids)
Biological process (GO): glycolytic process
Cellular component (GO): cytoplasm; chloroplast stroma
Molecular function (GO): magnesium ion binding; pyruvate kinase activity; potassium ion binding
Source: RefSeq, a predicted model, not a curated record
AAGCUCCAAACACGGCUCUUUUUGCUUCGGUUUAUCCGCCUCCCUCCUCAAAAUUCCCCUUUAAAAAACCCUUGAAAAAGAAAAUAAAGGAAAACUCCUACUACUUCACUUGUUCCACACAUUUCCGGCCUAACCGUUUUUCUUUCCCCGUAACAAUGUCGCGCUCCCUUCAAUUUUUCACUCCCUCCCGUGCUCCUUAUUUCACUCUCCAUAAACUUCCGUCGACAUCCUACACCCGGUUCCCGGUAAUUAACUUCCCGAGCAAAAAGCACUAUAUCACUAUCACGAAAUCGUUAUCUUCAGAUCUCGAUGCAGCGUCAUCUCAAGUACUGGAUUCCGGAAACGGACAGACCGGAGUUUCGGGGGUUUUAUCAGCGGACAACGUGGUGGCGGUUCAGUCUCAUGCGCCGUCGGAAUCGGGAGCGGCGGCCGGGAUCGAGGUUGACGCUGUGACGGAGGCGGAGCUCAAGGAGAAUGGAUUCCGGAGCACGAGAAGGACGAAGUUAAUAUGCACGAUUGGUCCCGCAACGUGCGGGUUCGAGCAGCUGGAAGCGUUGGCUGUUGGAGGUAUGAACGUGGCUCGGAUUAACAUGUGCCAUGGCACUCGCGAGUGGCAUCAAAUGGUGAUCGAGCGGGUGAGGAGGCUUAACGAGGAGAAAGGAUUCGCUGUCGCCAUUAUGAUGGAUACUGAAGGUAGCGAGAUUCACAUGGGAGAUCUCGGUGGCGCUGCCUCCGUCAAAGCUGAGGAUGGAGAAAUCUGGACAUUCAGCGUUAGAGCUUUCGGUACACCGCGACCAGAGCGAACAAUUAAUGUGAAUUAUGAUGGUUUUGCCGAAGAUGUGAAAGUUGGAGAUGAACUUUUGGUUGAUGGUGGAAUGGUGAGGUUUGAGGUGAUUGAGAAGAUUGGUCCUGAUGUUAAGUGUAGGUGCACUGAUCCGGGAUUGUUGCUUCCUCGAGCCAAUUUGACUUUUUGGAGGGAUGGGAGUCUUGUUCGUGAGCGUAAUGCAAUGCUUCCUACCAUUUCUUCCAAGGAUUGGUUAGACAUCGACUUUGGGAUUGCAGAAGGUGUUGAUUUUAUUGCAAUAUCCUUUGUCAAAUCUGCUGAAGUGAUUAAACAUCUCAAAAGCUAUAUUGCUGCUAGGUCACGUGGUAGUGACAUAGCUGUGAUUGCAAAGAUUGAGAGUAUUGACUCAUUAAAGAACUUGGAAGAAAUUAUUCAAGCAUCAGAUGGAGCUAUGGUUGCAAGAGGAGACUUGGGUGCUCAGAUACCAUUGGAACAGGUUCCAUCAGCUCAGCAAAAGAUUGUCCAGCUAUGCAGGCAACUGAAUAAGCCAGUGAUUGUUGCUUCCCAGCUACUUGAAUCAAUGAUUGAAUAUCCUACACCCACCCGAGCUGAAGUUGCCGAUGUUUCUGAAGCUGUACGGCAGCGAGCUGAUGCUUUAAUGCUGUCUGGUGAAUCAGCAAUGGGGCAGUACCCCGAUAAGGCAUUAGCUGUUCUGAGAAGUGUUAGUGUGAGAAUAGAGAAAUGGUGGAGGGAGGAAAAACGCCAUGAGGCUAUGGUAUUGCCGGAUGUAGGAACUUCAUUUGCAGAUAGCAUCUCAGAAGAGAUUUGUAAUUCUGCAGCCAAGAUGGCUAACAAUUUAGAGGUCGAUGCCCUUUUUGUCUACACAAAGACAGGUCACAUGGCAUCUCUCCUGUCACGUUGUCGACCAGAUUGCCCCAUCUUUGCUUUUACGACCACAACUUCUGUCAGGAGACGCCUGAACCUACAAUGGGGUCUCAUUCCCUUCCGUCUCGGCUUCUCCGACGAUAUGGAAAGCAACCUUAACAAAACCUUCUCGUUACUCAAGGCCAGGGGAAUGAUCAAAUCUGGCGACCUCGUAAUUGCCGUCUCAGACAUGUUGCAGUCCAUCCAAGUCAUGAAUGUUCCCUAGAAACAACACAGUAUGAUGCAAAUUAUGUUCGUUUUCGAAUCCUGCUUGUAGACUCACUUGUGUAUUGAACUCGCUGUAUCUUUCGCAAUCUAUUCGGCUUUGAUUAAUGUUAGGAUGAAAAUGACUACCACCGGAAAACAGAGGAGCUUGGCUCAGCCAAUCUUGCGGUCACAGUUUCACUCAACAAAGGUAAAUCAGUUGAAUCAUUUUGUGACCCCCUAAAUUAUUUGAAAUUUCAACUUCUAAUUUGAGAGACAUAAACAACCUUUUUUUUUUUUUACUAUGUAGUGUGCUGUAUGAGGUUCCUAGAAAUGAAGAAUAAUAUGUGUGGGGUGCUUUUUUUU